ACAUAUGGAGGCUUAUGGCCGUUCCGUAUUUAGGGUCAGUGACGUGAUUGUUUACUAUGAUGGCAACGCCUCUCGCUCUCCCACAGUUUCUCGUGCAUUGUCUUGUAGUUCUCACGUGCCGGCGCACUUUUCUCGGCCUAAUUUGUGGGAUUGCUACGAUUUUCUCGUCUCCGGCGCGUUGUACAGUUAGAUCGAUCGUGGCUUGGUCGUGGACAGGGCGUCGGAGUCAUCACCCGUGAUUCACGCUCUUGUCGAGGGAGUUUUCCUGUUAAUUGCCGGUUAUCGCGUCGUGUAAUAGUCCAGCAAGGUGUUUCCUUGUUUUGGCGCGUCGCACCUCGAUGGUGUGGUUGGUGUAGCUAGUGUUAUGGAACUGUCGGCUCUCGCCCGCCUCCUGCGGACGGGAGACAGAGUGCGAGUGCAGACAUGUUCUCUGCGCUAGCUUAUCAGUUGUCCACCACAUUCCUGGAGGAGUGUGACAAGAAGAGCCCUCAGAAGUCGUCGGAGGCCGCCAAGUUCACGGACUACUUCGGGGUCUACGACAACAUGGGAGCUUGCGCAUCCAAGUGCGGGGCUUCCCGUUUCCGGCGGCCGGUCCCCGCCAAGAUGUCGAAGAAGCCGGCGCCCGCGCCGACCCUGCACAAGGUCAUCAUGGUGGGCUCGGGUGGCGUGGGCAAGUCCGCCCUCACCCUCCAGUUCAUGUAUGAUGAGUUUGUUGAGGACUACGAGCCUACUAAAGCCGACAGCUAUAGGAAAAAGGUUGUCCUGGACGGCGAAGAAGUCCAGAUCGACAUCCUAGACACAGCCGGCCAGGAGGACUACGCAGCCAUCCGGGACAACUAUUUCCGGUCCGGCGAGGGCUUCCUCUGCGUGUUUUCCAUCACCGAGCCCGAGAGCUUUGACGCCACGCAAGAGUUCAGGGAGCAGAUCCUUCGCGUAAAGAACGCCGAGAACAUUCCCUUCCUCCUCGUCGGCAACAAGUCGGACCUGGCGGAGAAGCGGCGGGUGCCGCUCGACGCGUGCCGGGAGCGGGCGACGGCCUGGCAGGUGCCUUACGUCGAGACCUCGGCCAAGACGAGGGACAACGUCGACAAGGUGUUCUUCGACCUGAUGCGCGAGAUCCGGUCGCGCAAGUCGGACGACUCGCGCGCCGGCGGCGACGAGGUCAAGAAGAAGAGGAAGAGGAUCAAGUGCGCCAUUCUCUAAGUGAACUGUCGACCUUGUGGCCUGGUAAUAAGGCCGUUGUGGCCAGCUCAUUGUGUUAAUGGUAGUACCUGAGGGCGAGCACGUUUGGUAUAGGUAUAAUGCGCCUAAUGUAUUGAUUCAUGUAAUAGUUCUACAGUCAGUUAACAAUACUUGCUGAAAACAAAACGCUAAACUGACGUAUGACUCUCGGAAUAUGGUGGUGUUAGAUAAUUUUGUGUGCUUUGUUAUGCAAGAUAUGAAUGCGGGUGACUGUCCCUGUAGCGUUAACUUUUAAAUAUUCCGAAUGGCUUAACUGACUGAUUUAAUAGGUUAUUCUGUAUAUCACUUUGAUUUUAAUCUUAUUCCAUCCGUGGAAUUACUAAAAUUAUAGCAACGACUGAAAAACCGAGUUAUGUGGUUUUGAUUAUCUUUUUAAAAUACUUAAAACUAUUAUUACUUUGAUCAAAAUACAAUGAAAACGAAAUAAAAAACUGCGUAUAGUAUACAGAUACACAUAGCGGGUAUCUUACGUAAGGUCCAUAUCAUACCAAGCGUGCAACGACCGAUGCGUUUUUUGUCUAAGUUAAUCAGUUGAAAGUUCAGUUGUACUAACAGCAACACAACUGACCGUUAAUAGAUUCUGUCUUUGCAAUAAAGUUUAAAAUGGUCAGUCAACUGAGCGGAUGACAGUAUCAAUGGAGUUUAACAUGACCUCUAUUAGGGUUAAUACAGUCCUAAAUCCUCGACUGAGCUUUCCGCUGGUAUCGCUUUGUGUCAACAAAUAGUUAUGAACGCAUAUUUGUACUUUUGCAUUGACAUUUUUAUAAGCUAGCUACACACUUACCAAAUGUACGGAAAUAGAUGAGGUUAGAGAACUGUUUUGUGAAUAUUGUUUGGAUUAUAUAGAUUUGGUGUAAGUGUGAUCUGUUAGACAUCUGGUUCUUCCCGCCGUCACUGGUUUUGUCGCUUAGGACUAUGGAGAUGCAUUUUCUAAAACAAAUAGUGGUGGUAAUUUAUUUUCAGAGAUUUUCCCCGAAAGCAGCCUAUCUCAACUCAAUAGAUAUAUUUUCUGAUAAUGGUCAUAUUUCGAAAAUUUUCAAAGGGGGGCUUAAAAAAACACUUUUUUUUUUUAAAUAAACACAACUUGUAAAAAUAUGGAAAAGAACAACUACUGCAUAUAGACUUGACUUUUUGCGAGAAUGAACUUCAUAGUCCUGAUCCAGUAAAUGUAAGGUAUAAAAAUAAACGAAUGCAACUAAAGGUUUCACUAUUGAUAUUAUUUGGUCCGGGCCAUAUUGAGCCCUGUCCCCGUGUAAUAAAGUGUAUUAUCGACUGUGCUAGAUGCAAAGGCUUGGUCCACUCGCCCGUAUUGGUGCUGGCUUUUUGAACUCGUUAGGUUUACUUAAAUUGUAAAAAAGAAUUAUGGCUUCUAGAAGAGAUGUAAAGACUAACAAAAACCGUGAUUGACCGUGACCGGAUUAUGCUGAGCAACUUUUACUUUGGGACCAACCCCGAAAUCGCUAUAAAUAAAAUUUGACUGU
Messenger RNA from Cydia splendana, 2723 nucleotides. It is a transcript of the gene Rala, whose product is annotated as ras-related protein Ral-a. Gene Ontology annotation, molecular function: GTPase activity; GTP binding; GDP binding. Bases 424 to 1203 code for a protein of 259 amino acids. Gene Ontology annotation, cellular component: plasma membrane. Gene Ontology annotation, biological process: Ras protein signal transduction. Lineage: Eukaryota; Metazoa; Arthropoda; Insecta; Lepidoptera; Tortricidae. The record is from RefSeq and is a predicted model, not a curated record. The transcript is spliced from 6 exons.